Rotaria socialis is the source of this 414-nucleotide messenger RNA. The record is from the annotation of a GenBank genome assembly. Lineage: Eukaryota; Metazoa; Rotifera; Eurotatoria; Philodinida; Philodinidae.
AUGGCAAGUCUCAUGAGAGUUUUAUGGCUCAGUAGUGAUGCAACUUCGAAUAUGCCAAAACAACUCCGUAAAAUUAUACCUGAUUUAGGUACUCAUUCUAAUUUAGACGAUUGUGUCGAUAAUAUUUGUUCAAUAUCAUCUAUACCAAACAGUAUAAUAUUGGUUGUUUCAAGUUCAUUUAGUAAACAAACAGCAGAAUUAAUCGAUUAUCUGCCGCAAUUACGUGCCAUUUAUAUAUAUUGUUGUGACACAAGUGAAUAUGUCACAUGGGCGGCUCAAUAUAGUAAAAUUGGAUUCGAUCGAGUAUUGAAUCAAGAGAAAGAUCUAAUUAUGCGACUUACUAGUGAACUACAAGAAACAACGAUACCGGUAAAAGAUGCUAAAUAUUUUUCUCAUCAAAGUGUUAUCUGUUAA